This is a messenger RNA of Physcomitrium patens, 2992 nucleotides long. The record is from RefSeq and is a predicted model, not a curated record. NCBI's taxonomy places the organism in Eukaryota, Viridiplantae, Streptophyta, Bryopsida, Funariales, Funariaceae.
UUCAACGCUCGAGCCACGACUACGCCCCAUCAACUGCCGAUGAUUGUAUGCACAUCGAGUCGUAGUCACUUUUUUCGACUGUUCCUCCAUCGAUGUUCCGCUACAGCAACUGUAGUACAAUUAGCAGCAUUCCUGUAGAAGCCAAGGUUGAGUUACAGUCGAGCGAUCACGGCCUAUCGAAUCGGAAAAUAGAGAGACUUGACUCAAUGCCUGGGAUGUUCUGGUCUUGAAUCCCCGCGCUGAUUUGGUUUUUCGAGUGUUUACAGCUGAUUGAGAGUUUUGGGAUGCAGAUGGAAAUAUUGGCUAUUGCGGGGCUAUUUAUAGGGUACAUUUGGAGUUUUUAUGUCGCUGUAGUUGCCGUGUGAUUCAACCCACUGUCUCUCUUGGAAUUUUGGUUGGAGGAGGAAACAGAUCUGUGGCAAGAGGCGGGGUGUGUAGACGUUUGUGUGAUGGGAUCUGCGAUUUUUCGAGUGGGGUUAGUCUGUUGACAUGGGUGCCGGAGUGCGAUUUGUGCGGCUGUGGUUGAUUUUCCGGGCACUUGGUUAGCAGAUCUAUUGAAUCGUUCCGAAUGCAUGACUUUACUCGAGCUCAGUAUAUGUCACCGGAGCAUUUGAUGAAAGACAAACGAUUCAUUUGCGUAGAACUGGGUUUUACCUGAACCAUUUGAGCUCAUAUGUGUAACAAGUGGCAGAACGCAACUGUAGACUCUACCGACAAUGGAUCCAAUUGUAAUCUUACAGCCUUUGAGGACCUUGCCCAGCUAGAUUGAAACCGUUACGAGAAGGCAUGAAUUGAGGUACAGAUUUUUAUUUAUUUUGUAAACCUAGUUGACAAUGGAUGGGAGGCAAAGUAAAACGUGCUCAAGGGUGGCCUUUCUUUCCUUCGUACUCUGCUAUUUCAUCGGAGUGGUUGGAUAUGGAGAUAUGUCCGGAAGUCAUUUACGCGGUUCUACUUCCUCACAAUUCCACAAAGCGUUUUCAAUCGUGGAGCCGGAUCCAGGGCACACAAAAUUAGCGGUAUCUAGAAGCGGUUUGAAUGCUAUAGCGCGAAUCACGAAUCCAAUUGCGGUUGUUGCGGUCAUCGGACCUUAUCGUUCUGGAAAAUCAUUUCUCCUCAAUCAGCUUCUGUCACUUUCCUGCAAUGAAGGGUUUGGCGUUGGCCACAUGCGGGACACGAAGACGAGAGGUAUUUGGGCGUGGGGGGAGCCUCUGGAAAUCAACCUCGACGGUGUGAAGACCUCGGUCUUAUUCUUGGACACGGAAGGCUUUGAGAGUAUUGGAAAGUCCAAUGUUUAUGAUGAUAGGAUAUUUGCACUAGCAGCUAUAAUGAGUUCCGUUCUUAUUUAUAAUUUGCCGGAGACGGUACGUGAGGCUGAUAUCGCCAAGCUGUCGUUUGCAGUAGACUUGGCAGAAGAGUUUUAUGGUCGGGUUAAGGGAAGAGAAAGUAUUUUGGAACCUGCUAAGCUGCUCUGGUUGAUCCAACGCGACUUCCUUGAGGGAAAGUCAGUUCAGGCGAUGGUGGAAGAAGCGCUGCAGACCGUUCCCAAUCCUGACAACAACAAGGACAUAUUCCAGGUGAAUCGCAUACGGAAAUCCUUGUCGUUAAUGGCAGAGAAUAGCACAGCUUUUAGCUUACCUCAGCCACACUUGGAGCGUACAAAGCUUUGUGAAAUGGGAGACUCAGAACUUCAUCAUUCAUACGUGAGCCAGAGGGAGCGCUUAAAAAAGGUUGUGACUUCUAUGAUUCGGCCAAAAAUAGUCCAAGGGGGGACAAUCACUGGAAAAGAUUUCGUCUCUCUUCUAGAACAGACGCUGGAUGCUCUAAACAAAGGGGAGAUUCCGUCAGCUGGCUAUGUGGUGGAAGCUUUCAACAGAGCUGUAGUUGAUCGAUGUGUAGCGUUGUACAAUACUCGUAUGUCCAAAUUCCAGUUGCCUGUUCGUGAAGAAGAGCUCCUCAGUGGUCAUGAGAGUACCGUUCACGAGGUCACUAGCUUGUUUGGAAAGGAGCGAUUUGGGAGGCAAAAAGAUAACGACGAAUCGUCAAGAAUGCUUCUCAUGCAAGUGGAGAAGGCUUAUGUAACUCUCGUGGAAAUUAAUACUUUUAGAUCGUCAAGACAGUGUGACAAUAUCUACACAUCUUGUGAAGAUCAACUAGAUAGUCUACAGGGGCUGCGGUUACCUUCGAUGGCGAAAUUCAGUGCUGGAAUAACAUCAUGCAACAUCACAUUCACCAAAAACUGCCUGGGACCUUCAAAGCCUGUGUAUCAAAAGCGUUUGGAGAAGAUGUGGUUGAAGGCAAGGAGCCAUUUCAUAAACAACUACAACCAGCGUCUUUUCAACUGGCUUGUAGUUCUGUCUUUAGUCAUGGUGGUUGUAGGUCGCUUUGUUAUCAAAUUCUUGCUCCUGGAGAUUGCAGCUUGGGGGCUCUUCAUUUUCUUAGAAACCUACACACGCAUAUUUUGGUCUGCCGAGUCCCUUUACUACAACCCCACUUGGCGAGUAGUGGUCUCGGCGUGGGAAGCAACUGUUUACGGCCCAUUGCUUGAUUUGGACAGGUGGUUUAUCCCUCUGUCUUGGAUUAUAUUUUUUGGAUUCAUAACAUACCGAUUGAAAUUCGGGAGGCGUAAGAAAGGGCCAGCACCCCUGCUGCCAAGUGUCGACAUUCCCAGAACCUCGAGAAGAAGUCGAUUUCUGAAAAUGUAGGUCAACUUCCAGAAAUGACCUUGUGACUGGUCCUGUAAAGAAGGGUUAAUGAGAGUUAUUCUUGUCGCUGCAGAUCAGUUCCAGGGUCUUUUGAAAUCCCAUUACGAUUUAGUGUAACAAUUGAGCCCUGGACCUGAGAUGUAGACGUCCAAGCCGGAGGCAUAAAAUUAGAUCAUUCAUGCUUUCUCUAGUCGGAAGCCUGCUCUGCUUUUCUGAGCACUGCUUCAUCUGUUUCAGUUCGAAACUUUCACUUAUAAAUUCCGUAACAAGGAUUCUCACUGUUUAUUCUA